Molecule: messenger RNA, 1034 nt
Organism: Daphnia carinata
Lineage: Eukaryota; Metazoa; Arthropoda; Branchiopoda; Diplostraca; Daphniidae
Product: DDRGK domain-containing protein 1-like
Exons: 6
Coding region: 13-939 (308 amino acids)
Source: RefSeq, a predicted model, not a curated record
CGUCUGAAAAAAAUGGACAACACGGUGGCAUUAACAGCUGCUGCUGUUGUUUUGUUUCUAAUAAUCAUACUUUUAACAUUUUUGCGGAAACAGUUUACCUCCAAUGCUGAUAAUGAUGAACAACCUGAAGUGCAAGAAGAAAUCGCAGCUGUUGGCGGAAUAAGAAGAGCAGUUGCUGCACGAAAUAGGAUAGGUUUGAGAAAUAGAGGGCAGAGACAACAAGCACAAGAUGAACAAGGGAAUGCAGGAAAUCACGGUGGUACCGGAGAGGAUUCUAAUGAUGAAACAUCAACAUCAUUGCUUGAUUUGGGUGAUAUGAAAGUUGGGAAAAAAAAGCUUGCAAAAUUGGAGGCUAAAGCAGAACGUAAGGCAGCUAGAGAAGCUGAAGAAAAAGAAAGGGAAGAGAGAAAAGCCCUUGAGCUCGAGAAAGAGAAAGAACGAAAAAGAUUAGAAGAACUCGAAGAGUUGGCUGAGAAAGAAAAGGAAGAACAAAUUAAGAGGGAAGCAGAGGAAAAAAUCAGAAGAGAGCAUGAGGAAUAUUUAAAAAUGAAGGCUGCUUUCACAGUGGAAGAGCAAGGUUUUGAUGCUGAAGAAGAGUCUGCAGAAGAGAAUCUUCUUCAAAAGUUUGUUGACUAUGUCAGAGAGACUAAAAUUGUUUUGCUGGAAGAAUUGGCUGCCCAUUUCCAGUUAAAAACCCAAGAGGCCAUUGAUAGGUUGCAAAAACUUGUUCAAGAUGGCUCAUUGACAGGUGUGAUUGACGAUCGCGGCAAAUUCAUUUAUAUCUCCCGUGAAGAAAUGGAGGCUGUCGCAAAAUUCAUUCGUCAAAGAGGAAGAGUUUCUCUAUCAGAUUUAGCAGAAAGCAGCAACCAACUAAUCCAAUUGGGACCACAAAUGCAGCCUACGCACGUGAAUCCCAGUGAUAGUAAACUGAUGCUGUAAUCGAAACUGAAGAAAGUUUUCGCCUAUUGGAUUAUGGUAAUUCAAAAUUUUAUUUUUAUUGUGGAAUCAAUAUACCAACCAUUUGUUGAUAAUAA